AUGAUCUGAUAACAAUACAUUUUAUCUGUACUUGAUGAAUAUGAAUUUUAUGGCUCUUCUAUCUACCUCUCAUCUCUUAUACACCAUACAUGGUACCUACCUACCUAAUCCCAUCUCUCCUUUUAUUACUGUCUCACUUACCGCCAUAUUCUACCUCCGACUGAAUCCCCUCAAUCUUCACAUCCAGCCUAGCCCAAACAGGAAGUGGCCCAGUUUGCAUCGGCCGCUAAAAUGUCGUUCCCGUCAAUCUCCUGCAUUUUUAACUUUAGAAUCACGCGCCGGCCCUCUCCCUGCCCUCUCAUUCGCUGCUCCUCCACCAUCGCGCCUAGCUCUCCACCAACCAGGGCCAAAGGUGCAGGGAUUCCCUGUUCUGUCACAACUUUCAGCAUGCCCCUUCCAUCCAAUUAACAGUCAUACUCGGAGUGUCCGUGAAGAAGCCAAGAGGGGUUUCGAGGGGUUUGUCCGUCUUACUUGGUCUUGAUUGGCUGGAGGUCUGGAAAUUCAUGUCACUGACCAUCCUGUGGUCAUCCUUCUUCUUCUUCCCCUCCCUCGGACGCCCUGAAUCCGUCGCCUUCUUCUAUCCUCGACUUGCUUUUCUACCUUUACCUCGCAUCGAUCGGCUGUGAUAUUUUGGUCGAUCCCGGUUCAGAAUGGUCCACUGCUCUUAGCUCUUCUUCUCCACUUGCCAUGCCGUUUCCCCUGCGACCUCGACUCCUCUUAUAUAUCUAAAGCUUUCGCUAUCUGCAGGCGGCCGAUCAGUUCAUUUCUUCCAAAUUUUCGUCACCAUCGCUUCUUUCGCUGGUCGAAAGACUCCCACCAUCACUCCCCAUCUGCAUCCAUCUCGAUCGCAAUGGGAAGACUAAUCAAGAAUCACUGGGGACGUUUAAUCAUUCUCACUGCUGCAGCC
Molecule: messenger RNA, 907 nt
Organism: Aspergillus wentii DTO 134E9
Lineage: Eukaryota; Fungi; Ascomycota; Eurotiomycetes; Eurotiales; Aspergillaceae
Exons: 1
Coding region: 41-481 (146 amino acids)
Source: RefSeq, a predicted model, not a curated record